Molecule: messenger RNA, 1986 nt
Organism: Akanthomyces muscarius
Lineage: Eukaryota; Fungi; Ascomycota; Sordariomycetes; Hypocreales; Cordycipitaceae
Exons: 1
Coding region: 1-1986 (661 amino acids)
Molecular function (GO): protein binding
Source: RefSeq, a predicted model, not a curated record
AUGGCCGGACGAGCAACCGUCUUCCUCACGCCCGAGGAGACGCAGCGCGUCACCCAAAAGUUUGAGCACAGCGCGGCCCAGCGCAAGACCAGGGCCGGCGAAGCCUGGAAGGCCGAAGACCGCAGGGGCCUCAUCCAGCAUGCGACCUCGACGUCGCUGAUGCAAGAGCUGUCCCUCGCGUCCCUGGGCUUUGGCGGCGCCGCGCCCGAGAAGAAGAGCGACGACACCAUGAUGACCUACGCCGUCGGCGCCGCGUACCCGCCGUGCACCGUUGACGCCAAGGACCUCGCCCCGAUGAAGGUCGCCGAGCUGCAGCUCGAGAGCCACCACCGCGGCAGAAAGCUGACCGUGCACCGCAUCUCUCCCGUGGCGGAGCUCAAGGUGUCGUCGUGGGCGGUGGUGGAGGGUGUCGACGAAGAGGCGGAUCAGGUCGUGGUGCUGGAGACGUUUCUGCACAAGCAGUGCAUGGGCAAAGACCACCUCGACUCUGGCUCCAAGUUCAUCAUCAAGGAGCCCUACUACACGCUCAAUGCUGACAACGAAGCUGUGGUUCGCAUCAACCACCCUUCCGACCUCGUCAUCGCCACCGUCAGCGAAGACCCUGAAUCCUGGCGGGACAACUACAAGGUAGAGGACCCCGCCGUCACGCCGGAGCAGUGCAAGGAAAAGGGCAACGCCGCGCUGAACAAGCAGCGAUACUCGCUCGCGCACGCGUACUAUACCCGGGGCAUGACUGCCGCCGACGCCGCCGUCGACCCAGCGAGCACCCUGCCGCAGGACCUGCGCCGCAACCGCGCACACGUCAACCUUCUCCUGCAGCGCUACGACGAGGCCAAGUCGGAUGCCCUGGCGUCGCUCACCCAGGGUGCCUCGGCGGAGCAGCAGUCGCUCGACGCCAAGGCCUACUACCGCGCCGGCAGCGCCGCGUACGCGCUCGGCGACUUUGCCGAGGCGAAACGUUGCUUUGCCGAGCAGGACCGCCUGCAGCCGGACAGCAAGACGACGCAAAUCAACAUCCGGCGCACGGCCAAGCGUCUCGAGGAGCAAGAAAAGUGCCACGUUGACAUGAAAAAGGUCGUCGCGAGCCUGCCCAAAGUGAACUGGAAGCCCGACGUCGCGGGCUUUGACGGCGACACCAUCAUCAAGAGCAGCCCUGGCGCCGGCCGCGGCCUGUUCGCCGCGCGUGACUUCCAGCCCGGCGAGCUCAUCAUGUGCGAAAAGGCCUUUUGCACCGUCUCGAGCCGGGACAAGGGCAGCGCGGCCGUCACGGCCCUUACAGUGGAUCUCGACGAUGAGUACAACAUCCGCGUCUUUCCUGCCGGCCUUCACCGCGCCGUCGUGCAGAAGCUCCUCGACAACCCCUCGCUGGCGCCCAGGAUCCUGGCCCUCGACAGCGGCAGCUGGGCGGGCGUCGGCGACGCGUGCCCGUCCACCGCCGAUGGCCCCGUCGUCGACACCUUCCAGGUGCAGAACAUCGUCCAGCGCAACGCCUUUGGCCUCGCGCCGCAGACCGACGACGAGGACGUCACUAACGCCACGACGGGCCUGUGGGCGCGCGCCUGCUACAUGAACCACUCGUGCCUCGCCAACUCGAUCAAGGACUUUGCCGGCGACCUCAUCGUGCUGCGCGCCGCGCGGGCCAUCCCCGCCGGCGAGGAGAUCACCCACGCCUACGACGACAACGGCGACUACGACGCCCGCCAGGCCCUGCUGCAGAAGACGUGGGGCUUCAUGUGCAGGUGCAAGCUGUGCACGGCAGAGGAGCAGGACGGGGAGGAGGUGCGUGUCAAGCGGCGAGCGCUGCUUAAAGAGGCGAAUGAGUUUGCGCAGAGCAACGGACCGAGUGGAGCGCGCAUCGUUGCGAUGACAAAGGCAAAGAGGCUGCGAAAGGCGCUGGACGAUACGUAUGACGAGAAGCGUUUCAAGGACCUGCCGAGACUGGCUACAAAGGUCAUUGAUCACUGGUUGAUGCUUGCGCAGCGAUAG